UGGACGACUAACAUGAAACAACGGGACAAAAAAGGUUGCUUCAACAGGAAAAAGUCAACCAUAUAAUUUUUUAUAAACAGCGCUUAUUGGCAUAAUGAUUAUCUGAUGCUGGAAGUCCCUGCGUACAUGAGAGAAGGGAUCUUUGAAACCCAAAGUUUCUUCCAGCUUCUCCUGUUCGCUGGCUAAACAAAGUUUUGAGCUGUUCAACUGCUGGCAACUCUAUAUAACAUGACAGCAAUCCAAAUUUCCAACCUCCCUCCUCCAAUUUGCUGUGUUUCACUCCAAAUCUGCCAUCGCCAUGGCCAGUGCAUUCGACAGGUGUGAAGCAAAUGAUAAGCUCUUGGAAAAUGUGUGGAGUAGCUUCAUCACCGAGAGUGCCCCAGACAGCUGCAGUUCUGAUGGAUCCCACAAGAAGCCUGCAGCUUCCCGAGAAUGGGAUGAAAUGCCUCGUCUUGGAGGAGGGGGAGAAAAUCUAGCAGUCCUACAGAGGCUUCCAAGCCUUGGCAGGUGGAUAUCUAUGGGAGCUGAAACCUGGGAUGCACUGCUCGGUGAGAUUACAACCUCAAAUAGCUGUGAAACUUCUCUUGAUUCAGGAUACGAUGCCUGCUCAUCUUCAAAACCAAAAGCUUUGGCGGCAGAAAAGGUUACUCCCAAGCAUUUUAGAGGGGUGAGAAGGCGACCAUGGGGAAAGUUUGCAGCAGAGAUAAGGGACACCUCAAGGAAAGGGGCACGGAUUUGGCUCGGAACUUUCAAUACUGCAGAAGAAGCUGCCCUCGCAUAUGAUAAAGCUGCUUUAAGAAUGAGAGGACAGAAAGCUCGCCUUAAUUUCCCCAUGGAGAAAGUCGCCGAGGCUUCAGAAGGCGCUCACCUUGGCAUUGAAGGGAGCACUGCUUGCCCAGUGUAUGGCUGCAUCAAGACAAAUCAUAAUCCAAGAAAGAGAACAGCAAGGGAAUGGGACUCUCACGAUGAGGUUCCAGCUGAGCCACCAGCAUGGGAGAGAAAUAGCGGCAUUGAAGGGAGGGGAAGCAAUCAAGCAGACGUCGUGGAGUUACAAGACCUUGGUAGCGACUACUUAGAAAAUUUAUUGUCUUCUUUGUGAUGAAGAACAAGGAUCAAACAAUUAUUGUAGGCAUGAAAAUAAAUGAAAAUUCAUAUACCUGUUUAGCUAGUGUCAUGUCCAUGGAAUUGUAAACUAAUGCUUAAACAAUUUUUUUUUUAAAAUUUUUGGACUGUCCAAAAAUUAGCACAGGUUGUAACUUUUUACUUCAAAGUGAUGUAGAUAAACAAAAAUUUACAGUAUAUGAAGAGAAUAAGCAUGUUUGGUUGCUGUUUUUGUGCUCAAGAAGAUAGUAGUUGAUAUCUAUAUGAGAUGCAUAGAGAACUGCAGCCCUCAAAACUCUACCAAGUAAAGAGAAGUAGCAUCUUUGACAUCCUACCACUCUAUAGCAUUAAAACGAAAAAGAGUUUGUGCUAUAAUGAUGGUUGUACAUGGGUAGUGACUGAUCAUGUCUGACUAGUUAGUCUGGACCUUUUUUGGUGUUUCACCUUAAAAAACAAAUUUAGUGUCAUUGCCAUAUGUAAUGCACAAAAAGGAAGAGGGCAAAUUGAAAAAACAAACAAUAAAAUCAGAUAAAGGUUUAUGUUUAAUGAUGCUAGGAUUCGAGUAACAGGAUUUCCACAUAAUGCAUCAGGAUGCUGUGUCGGUUUAAUUGCGAUGCUAGACUAUCAUAAACACAAAUAUAUUUCACAAAUAACUGCUAAUAAACAGAUCAAACUAGAAGCAUGUAGACAAUAGCAAAAUGUAAACAUGAUUAUGCAAGAGACUACAAUUGGUAUUUAUAUCAAACAGUCUUUCCAUUGCCAUUUCAUCGCCUUUAAUUUCUGUGUUGUAUCUAAUUAUUGGCAAGCAAUUCUAAAGUCGAAAAAGUUUCGACGAACUAAUCCAAGGAAAUUAAACAGGCUACACCUUUCUUACACAUGAGGAAUAGAAAGAUCAUCUGUUGCAGAAAAGGACUUCCUCAUAUAAAAAUUAGCAGCAAAUAAAUCUCCCUUCCAUGCAAACAGUAGGCAGGAAAUCAUAAUACUCUGCCUGAUCAACAAAUUGUGCUGACAUCAUUUUUACCAUAACGCUCUUUGAAGCAAGAUUCUUCAAGAAAUUCAAAAGCAAGCUAACUUAUCAAAAAUAAGAGAUAGAAUUGCACCACCUGAAUCUUACUUUCUGAUAAAUAAACAGAGAUACCUCCAGAGAGGUGAAUGAAUAAACAGAGACUUGUCUCUUAGCAAGUUUAUGCAGGUCUGCCACACUUAGAUAAGAUGACUCUUAGAUUUCUCCAAGGCCUAGCAUAUUCUGUUCAGCUAUGUCCAUCUCAAAGUUGAGGCUCAAGCAAACUUCGAAUGAUGCUACCGGCCUGUCCUCAAUUUCAUCAUGCUUCAUUAAUAAACCAUAGCGGCAAUCAGUAAGUUGAAAAAAAUGCACCAGAA
Messenger RNA from Phoenix dactylifera (date palm), 2481 nucleotides. RefSeq names its product ethylene-response factor C3-like. Gene Ontology annotation, biological process: regulation of DNA-templated transcription; ethylene-activated signaling pathway. The record is from RefSeq and is a predicted model, not a curated record. Gene Ontology annotation, molecular function: DNA binding; DNA-binding transcription factor activity. NCBI's taxonomy places the organism in Eukaryota, Viridiplantae, Streptophyta, Magnoliopsida, Arecales, Arecaceae.